Messenger RNA from Aegilops tauschii subsp. strangulata, 888 nucleotides. RefSeq lists its product as uncharacterized. NCBI's taxonomy places the organism in Eukaryota, Viridiplantae, Streptophyta, Magnoliopsida, Poales, Poaceae. The record is from RefSeq and is a predicted model, not a curated record.
GCCACCUGCCGAGCCACAAGCCAUCAGCAGCGCACUGCCACGACCCUAAGCUCUCUCCCUCCAGCGCCACCCCACCACCAUGGGGAGAACCACCAUGCUUCUCAUGGCGCUGGCCCUCGCCCUCAUCGCCGUCGCCCACGCGGCGCCUCCCACGCUCCGGAAAAGCCGCUUCCUCGCGGACAAGACCCCGCCGCCGCUGUCCUACUACGACUGCGUCAGGAAGCCCCCGUCGGUGUGCCUGGAGCCCGGGAGCCCCGGGAACACGUGCUGCAAGGGCACCUGCACCAACACGCUGUCAAGCGUGGAGCACUGCGGCAACUGCAACAGGAAGUGCAAGUACGGGGACACCUGCUGCGACGGCAAGUGCGUCGACCUCCUCAAGGACAAGAAGAACUGCGGCGAGUGCUCCAACCAGUGCGCCAAGUCCGUCAAGUGCGAGUUCGGCAUGUGCGACUACGCGGGGUGAUGCCGAUCCGGCCAUGCCCGCCAUGCGUGCGUGUGAUCGGCGGCCACGCAUAUACAGUUCUGCACCCACCAAGAAAUAAAAUCGGCAGUACGUAUAUACUACGUGAGUGCAUCUUAAGAAGUCCAAAUUGUUUAAGGUAUUUCGAUUGUUGAUCUCCUCGAUCAUAUGUAUACAAAAAAAAGGGUACAAAUGAUUUAUACGUCUCUCUGUUCGUCUCAUGAUUUACGUGUUUUAUUUGUUGGACUACAUACUAUAAAUACAAAGUUGUCACGUGGUAUUAAUAAAGUGAAUAAUGUUGUAAUGUGUUAUACAGCAUAUAUAUCAUUUUUGGGGUACCCUUAGCUCGAUCAAUACAUAUGUAUAUAUGGAUUCCUUUUUAUGUAUACCGAAUAAUGGAAACAUUUUCAAUGAAUGUUUAUUUG